AUGGUUGACCCCCCAGACUUAUAUGGCAAAAAAUCAUGCGUGGACCCGAGCGAACUGAGGCAAGCGUCGUCUCUACAAGACGAGGCCGCGGCCGAGGAGAUGCCGCCAUCCUCUUCUUUCUCUUACGCUGCAGCGCACACUCCUAGAGCCAGCGCCGGCCGCGCCGAGGGCGCAGAGGACACCAAACUACAACUGGUCGACAAUGACGUUGACCUCGAGCGCCGAUCUUCGCACCGCGACCGAUUCCUGAGCGACGCUGAGCGUGUCGUGGCCAUGGACCCGCGCAAGACCCGCGAAUCCUUCGCCGAAGUCGAUCACCGAGAGGACCAAUGGGCCUGGCACGAGAAGCCCGUGGCUACCAUCCUGGAGGGUUUUGGAGUGGACGCCAAGCUCGGCCUGGACAGUGAGGACGCGCGCAAGCGUCUGGUCGAGAACGGCCCCAAUUCUCUGAAGGCAGAGAAGAGAGCACCCGUGUACAUCAUCUUCCUACUGCAGUUCACCAACGUGAUCAUCGGUCUGCUGAUGGCUGCGGCCCUGGCCUCCAUCGCUCUGCAAGAGUACGUGGAAGGUCUGGCCAUCAUCGCCAUCGUGACGCUGAACGCCGUCAUCGCUACAGUCCAAGAACGCAACGCCAGCAACGCGCUCGAGGCGUUGCAGAAGAUGACGUCUCCUCAGUGCGUCGUGCUACGUGACGGCGGCCGUCAAGUCCAGAUCCCGAGCGAGCAGCUGGUCACUGGCGACAUUGUUGUGCUGACGACUGGAGACAUUGUGCCGGCCGACAUCCGCCUCCUCCACAGCUCGGACUUCAAGGUCAAUGAGAUGAUCUUGACGGGCGAGUCCGAAGACGUGCUCAAGAAAUACGACGCCGACAUGAGUCGCAGCGAGAAGCUGACGGCUGACAACAUGGUGUUCGCCUCUACUUCAGUGGCAACGGGCAACGCCACUGGAGUUGUCUUGGAAACAGGCAUGAAGACCCGUGUGGGGUCCAUUGCUGCUCUACUACAGGGAGGUGGUGCGGACGGCUCGAAGCGCCCCAAUUGGUGGCGUCGCUUUGUGGACAAGUACUACCCCAAGAUGACUCCUCUACAGGAAAGUCUGCACAAGCUGGGCGUGUUUAUGGGCACCGUCGUGCUGGGAGUGUGUGUGAUUGUCUUCAUUGUCGGCAUGGUCCGCGGCAACGCGGACCCCAAGAACCCGGAGCGGUCUGUCACACUUUAUGUGGUGAUGAUCGCCGUCUCCUUGGCUGUUAGUGCUGUACCCGAGGGUCUUCCAAUGGUGGUGACGAUCUGUUUGUCCACCGGCACGGCCGACAUGGUGAAGAAGAACGUCCUUGUCCGGAAACUGGCUGCUGUUGAGUCUCUGGGUGCCAGCUCAGUCAUUUGCACGGACAAGACCGGAACGCUGACUGAGGGCAAGAUGACGGCCGUCAAGAUGUGGAGCGACUCAGUCGUGUACGACAUCACGGGCACGGGCUUCAACCCGACCGGUGACAUACUCCACAACGGUGUGAGCCAGAUCAAGGCUCCGUCCGUGUCAAUCCCAGUGCGCACCACGUUGUUGUCAGCAGUGCUUUGCAGUAACACGAGUUUGCAGCAGGAGGAAAGCGACACCGGUGCACCAAUGUGGGUGCCCAUGGGGAAUUCGUCUGAAGCGCCACUGGUUGUUGCUGCCGCUAAAGCAGGCAUCUGGCGUGAAGAAGCCAUGAAGACACACCCGAGAGUCGCCGAAGUCCCGUUCUCGUCCACACGGAAGAUGAUGAUUACAGUCAACGAGCUUCCGGCCGGUGAGCCCCGCUUGGAUAUGCUCCAGCUCCCUGCCAAAACGAUGAUGGUCGCGAAUGUGAAGGGUGCUCCCAACUACAUUGCCAAGAACUGCACGCAGCUGCUACGCAAGGAUGGAGCUGUCACGCCGAUGCACGAUCGUGACCGUAAUACCAUUUUGGAGGCCGUUGAUGCCCUGUCGUCGCAAGCCCUUCGAGUCCUUGCAGUUGCUAUUCGCCCACUGGAUAGGAUGCCCUUCUCAGACGACGAGGAAGAUGUCGAAGCCAAGUUCGAGGCCCUCUGUGCACCUCUGAUCUUCGUCGGCCUCGUCGCCUCCAUUGAUCCUCCGCGAGAGGGGGUGAAGAACGCGAUUCAUACGGCUCGUGAGGCUUCGAUCCGGACUGUUAUGAUCACUGGUGACUACCUCAAGACGGCGGUGGCUAUCGCUCGUGAUAUCGACCUGCUUCCUGACGGCGCUGAUGCCGACUCUCAAGCAGUGGACUGUGGUGUGCUGCGUCCGCGUCAAAACCAGUAUCUGUCUGAUGCUGAGCUGGAUGAAAUCACGAGUCAAGUCUCCGUGUUUGCCCGUGCGAAACCCGAAGACAAGAUCGAGAUCGUUAAGUCUCUGCAGCGUCAAGGUCACGUGGCGGCCAUGACUGGCGACGGUGUCAACGAUGCACCAGCGUUGAAGGAAGCCGACAUCGGUGUGGCCAUGGGAAUCGCAGGUACCGCUGUCGCCAAGGGAGCUUCAGAUAUGAUCCUGACCGACGAUAACUUCUGCAGUAUCGUGUCCGCUGUCGAGAAAGGCCGCGAGAUUUAUGGCAACAUCCAACGCUUCGUGUGUUUCCUGUUGUCGACCAACUUUGGCGAAAUCACGCUCAUUUUCACGGCUAUAGCCGCCGGUAUGCCGAAUCCUUUGGAGCCACUCCAGAUCCUAGUGCUUAACCUGUUCGCCGAUGGUAUGGCUGCGGUGGCACUCAGUCUGGAGAAGGGCGAUGGUACAGUCAUGUCGGAGCGUCCGCGUCCUCGUUCGGAGCGCAUCAUUUUCGGCCGACUUUGGGUCAUUGUGCUGUCGAACGCCUUCUUGAUCGCUUUUGGAGCUCUGCUUGUGUUCACGUGCGGUCUCUACUGGAACUUUGAGAACGUUUUCCUCGAUGACAUCACCGCCGACAUCGACACGGACAAGGGCGAAGAGGCGUACAGGAAUGUGGUGUGCUCUCGCUGGAUGGGGCUGGGCAACGAGCGCCAGGCGUACAGCAACUGUGGAGCACGCUCACUUGACGGCACGUACCUGUUCGACGAGAGCAUCCGAUCGCUGGACUUCUACGAGAGCGACAAGUUGCUGUGCUAUGGUGGCGACUACGAGUGCGUGUCGGAAGGAACGUCACGCUCUCAGACGAUGGCUUUCGUCUACAUCACGACGAUGGAGAUGUUACGUGCCUACACAGCUCGCAGCUUUACGAAGUCUGUUUUCAAGGACAUGUUCACUAACAAGUGGAUGCAGAUGGCGGCUGUGGGCUCGUUGGCAUUGACGCUGUCCGUCACGAAGAUUCCCGUCAUCAGUGACGAUCUCUUCGGCUUCUCGCACAUUGAAUGGUACGAAUGGAUGUUCUCGAUGGUCUUCGCACUGGUUAUGGUGGCUUUCGGUGAGACUAUGAAAUUUGCCUACCGCCGGCGCGACCGCAGCAAACUUCGCAAGGCUGCGGAGGACAAUUACGCCGGCAUGGUGGAGGAGAUUCGCACGCUGCGCAACCACAUUGAACAUCUCGAGACCAAGUGGGAAACGGAAAUGCACCAGCUCCGCAUCCGCGUGAACGACGACCCUCGUGCUGCUCUUUCUCCGGACGGAAAUUCGACUCUCACGUCUUCUUCGUCGUCUGGCUCGAGUGAGGAAAGAUCGCUCUCGAUGCCGCUCAAGUAG
Molecule: messenger RNA, 3681 nt
Organism: Phytophthora infestans T30-4
Lineage: Eukaryota; Oomycota; Peronosporomycetes; Peronosporales; Peronosporaceae
Product: calcium-transporting ATPase sarcoplasmic/endoplasmic reticulum type, putative
Exons: 1
Coding region: 1-3681 (1226 amino acids)
Cellular component (GO): membrane
Molecular function (GO): ATP binding; ATP hydrolysis activity; transporter activity
Source: RefSeq, a predicted model, not a curated record